AUGUCCAACAUGAUGAGGCUGUUGGAGAGGCAAGAGCGAGAAGAUGAAGAAAUCAGGCGCAGACGUGCUGAAAAAGAUCGUGAGGUCGAUGAAGAGGAGGAAGAAAUGGUUGUAGCAGUGUGUAUGCUCAAUGAAUCAAGAGGUGAUGACACUCGAAAGGGCUUUACAGAUCACUUACAUGAAACAUUGAGAACUCAAGGAAUCAUAACUUUCAGGGAUGAGCCUAAAAUUUCAAAGGGAAAAGCUAUUUCUGGAGAACUGAUUGCUGUGAUUGAAGGAUCAAGGUUUGCGCUCAUUGUCCUCUCAGAAAAUUAUGCAUCCUCAACAUGGUGCUUGGAUGAACUUCUACACAUUCUUAAAUUCAUGGAAGCAAGAGAAGCAGUGCUACCAAUUUUCUAUGAUGUUGAUCCAUCUGAUGUACGAAAAGAAACGGGGUAUUUUGAGAAAGCCUUUACACAACUGGAAGAAAGAUUUAGCUCGGAUGACAAAACGAAGGUGCACGAGUGGAGAGAAGCAUUAGCGAAAGUGGCAAAUUUCUCUGGGUGGAAGGCUAAGGACUGGUAUACAUUCACUUUUAUUAUUUUCCCAAGGAAAGUUUCUUAA
Prunus dulcis (almond) is the source of this 603-nucleotide messenger RNA. Its product is annotated as TMV resistance protein N-like. NCBI's taxonomy places the organism in Eukaryota, Viridiplantae, Streptophyta, Magnoliopsida, Rosales, Rosaceae. The record is from RefSeq and is a predicted model, not a curated record. Gene Ontology annotation, biological process: signal transduction. The transcript has 2 exons. The coding region runs from base 1 to 603 and encodes 200 amino acids.